CUGAGUUACGUUAAAGUGUUUGUUUUUUUGCACGGUCCGUGAAGGACACGCUCCUCUAUUUGUUCAUCCUCCAGAGAUUAGGUUCAUGUCCAUCCUAAGCUGUUUGUUUACUCACAUCUCCAAGUGUUGUCGUAUAUCAGAACUCCUUAGCAUAACGUCUUUUUGCCUCACUCGCUUCUGACAGGCAUUCAAUCAGAUGAAUGUGUAAACAGAAGGGCGGUCUCAGGUGAGAGGCUUGAGUUUCACCGGCUUUCGAAGUGUUAUAAUUGAGCCUUCGAGUUCAUUGAUCAGUCAGAGAGAUUGGCUGUGCCGGAAACUUAUCAGAUCUUUUUGUUUUUCCGCAAGCGUUUCCGAAGAAUGGACGUGCUAUAGGUUUUUUUCGAAACUUUUAAGUCCUGUUGGACACAUUUAGGAGCGUGUUUGUAUUGUUAAACAUGGAGGAACUAAAAUCCCCCGUGAGUUUUUUCCACAAGUCGUCUUUCAGCAUCAGUAGUUUACUGCUCCGACACGAGCGCGCGAGGAGCGACUCGAGCGCCGCGCCGGAAGCUCCGCGCUCUCGAGCCGCAAAGCCACCCAUCGCGCGCUCCCAUCACCAGCAGAAAAAUGACGGAAAAGACAAGCAGAUUCCAAAACGGAACGAAGCGAACAGACCGGAUAAAAAAGAGUCUGUGGGAGUUGGAGAGCAAACGUGUGAAGGAACAGAUGGACAGUCACCGGAGAAGAAGAGCAAACCCGAUAAGCCUCCGUUUAGUUAUAACGCGCUUAUCAUGAUGGCCAUCCGCCAGAGCCCGGAGCGACGGCUCACCCUCAACGGCAUCUAUGAGUUCAUUAUGGGCAACUUUCCGUACUACCGAGAAAACAGGCAGGGUUGGCAGAACUCCAUCCGGCACAACCUGAGCCUCAACAAGUGCUUCGUCAAGGUCCCGCGCCACUACGACGACCCGGGAAAAGGCAACUACUGGAUGCUGGACCCGUCCAGCGAUGACGUAUUCAUCGGCGGAACCACUGGAAAACUCCGGCGCCGGUCUACAGCCGCGUCUCGAGCCAAGCUGGCCAUGAAGAGAGGCGCACGGCUAUCCUCCGCCGCCACCGCAGGACUGGCAUUCGCAGGCUCGUUUUACUGGCCCGUCCCGCCGUUCGUGACUCUCCAGCAUCGUCACCCGAGCUCCGCGGCUCACCACAACAACUACGCCGCGUCGGUUCUGUCCCAGAGCUCGCGCCACUUCAGCUCGGUCGGUCCCGCUGCGGAAAGACUGCUUCUCCCGUCCGCCCAAGAGGCAGCUUAUUAUGGAAUGGGCUGUGAACAGAUGUCCUCCACCUCCUCCUUCUCCACAUCUGCUUCUGUGCCUCUGCCUCUCUCUGCUCCCCGCUCUUUCAAUUUACUUUCCAAUCAGUCCAGUUACUUUUACUCUCACCAGGUGCCUCACACAGCGGGACUGUCACCCUGGUCGCAGGAGGAAUCGUACCUCUCCAAAACAUCUCCUUCUGGACAGUUAUUCCCUGGAAAGCCAUCUCCUUCUUCUGAAUACAUUGGAGGACUAUGUUCAGACAUUCCCAGUUAUUUUCCUCAUUUUAACACAGCCAACUCCAUGCACUGAACAUUUCCAGCUUUUUGAAGAGUAGACACGCAAUUCAUGUGCAAUCUUUUUAUCCAUUAUUUAAUUUCACGUGAGGCCAAAUAUUUGUGGCCAAACAAGUUUUAUUUCGUAAUAUCCAGUUGUUUACAGUUUAGUUACCACACAAACGAGUUACGCAAAUAUUUGUAUGGACAUGACGGCUGAACUAAACGUGCCGAUCUGAUAGUCAAUGCACUUCUAAAAAAAGGAAAUAGCUGAGGGAAACAACCAUGUUGUGCUCCACAUAUGUCUCUUUUUGAUGUCUGCUGGUUUUUCUUUAGAUGGCAGUUUGUAUGUACGAUACCAAAAAGAAAAGUUUAACUGCAUGAUUCUGUCCGGUGCUUUUUCAUAAGAUGUCUUCGUGUUGUUCAGCAUUUACAGUCACUCACAUAAUCUUAAUACUGUAGAUAUUUGUCUAAGAAGA
Molecule: messenger RNA, 2040 nt
Organism: Rhinichthys klamathensis goyatoka
Lineage: Eukaryota; Metazoa; Chordata; Actinopteri; Cypriniformes; Leuciscidae
Gene: foxg1c
Product: forkhead box G1c
Exons: 1
Coding region: 435-1598 (387 amino acids)
Biological process (GO): regulation of transcription by RNA polymerase II
Cellular component (GO): nucleus
Molecular function (GO): DNA-binding transcription factor activity; sequence-specific double-stranded DNA binding
Source: RefSeq, a predicted model, not a curated record